Molecule: messenger RNA, 3170 nt
Organism: Alligator sinensis (Chinese alligator)
Lineage: Eukaryota; Metazoa; Chordata; Crocodylia; Alligatoridae
Gene: MAMDC2
Product: MAM domain containing 2
Exons: 14
Coding region: 210-2264 (684 amino acids)
Biological process (GO): nervous system development
Cellular component (GO): membrane
Source: RefSeq, a predicted model, not a curated record
UGCAAGCUCAACCCAUCUCUGCUGCUGCUUCCACUCUGGUGUCUUGUCCUGAGCACACAAGGAGGUUUGGUGCAAACAUCCUUGCACACAUUUGUCAGCUGCCUUGGAAGCUUUGUUUGUCCAAGCCUGGACACUUCCCCUCAGCCUCUCUGCCCUUGCAUUAGUUCUACCCUAAAGAGCUGCUUUAUUUCCCUGACUGAAGGGCAACGAUGAUCCUGCUCUGCAUCCUCAUUUUGCAAGUUUUGCCAUUUACUGGAGCUGCCUUGCUCUUUGCUGGGUCUUGUGCCUUUGAAGACAGCAGUUGUGGUUAUGAAUCAGAUGAAACAUUUUUGCCAUGGACUUUAAAUGAAGCAGGUCAUUACAUUUCUGUGGAUACUUCCUCCCAAGGAGAGAGAGCAGUACUCCUCAGUCCUGAACUGCAGACUGAAGAGUGGAGCUGCAUCAGACUCAUCUAUCAGAUUGCAACAAGUUUAGAGUCUUUAUCUGAUCCUACCAGGCUGAAUCUUUAUGUCAGGCAAGAAGGAGAAAGCUUUGAUUGUUUGCUCUGGUCAGCCAAGGAACCUUCAGAUAGCUGGCUUAUAGCCAGUUUAGAUUUAACAAACCGUACAAAGAAAUACAAGAUUGUACUGGAAGGUAUAUUGGGACAAGAUAAGUUUGCCAGUAUAGCAAUUUUUGAAAUUAAAAUAACUCCUGGAUACUGUAUUGACUGUGACUUUGAAGAAAAUCAUCUGUGUGGCUUCAGGAACCACUGGAACCCCAAUGUGAACUGGUUUGUGGGUGGAGGAAAUAUUCGGAAUUCACAAUCUAUCCUUCCUAGAGACCAUACGCUUAACAGUGAAUUUGGCCACUACAUGUAUGUGGAUUCUGUUUAUGUCAAGCAUUUUCAGGAAGUGGCUCAGCUAAUCUCACCUAGGACAAGCAUUCCCAUGUCUGGCUGUUUAUCCUUUUAUUACCAACUGAAGCAGGAGAGUGGCAUUGUUUUUACCCUCUAUAUCCGAGAUACAAGUGGCUUUUAUGAAGAGAUUUGGAAAACAGACGGUACAGUGAAUGAAGAGUGGAGUUUAGCAGAGGCUGACUUUGACUCACCAUACCCAGUAGAGGUUAUUUUUGAAGUUGCCUUCAAUAGUCCUAAGGGGGGCUAUGUUGCUCUUGAUGACCUUUCUUUCUCCCCAGUUUAUUGCAGCAAUCAGACAGGGCUUUCUUUCAAUCCUGCAGAGGCAAGCUGCAAUUUUGAGGAAGAUCUGUGCAAUUUUUAUCAGGAUCGCAAGGAUGGCCCUGGUUGGAGCAGAGUGAAAGUAAAGCCUAACGUGUAUAGGACAGGAGAUCACACUACAGGAUUUGGUUAUUACUUGCUGGUGAACACAAAAUUUACAUCUCAGCCUGGGUACAUUGGACGUCUGUAUGGCCCCUCUCUGCCAGGAAACUUGCAGUAUUGUCUGCGGUUUUAUUAUUCCUUAUAUGGAUUUUUCAAAAUGAGUGGUACUCUGGCUGUUUAUAUCUUUGAGGAGAAUCAUGUAGUUCAAGAAAAAAUCUGGUCUGUCUUGGAAUCCCCAAGGGGAGUCUGGACUCAAGCUGAAAUCACCUUCCAAAAGCCCAUGCCUUGCAAGGUUGUGUUUGUGAGCUGGUGCAAAAGCUUUUGGGACUGUGGGCAUGUGGCUCUGGAUGAUAUAUCAGUGAGCCUGGGAAGCUGCCAAGCUGCUGAGACACUGCCAGCUUAUCCUGGAGAAUGUACUUUUGAAAAAGGUGAAUGUGCAUUCACCCAGGAGAGGAGAAACCGAAGCAGUUGGCAUAGGAGGAGGGGUCAAACUCCCACUUCUUACACUGGACCCAAAGGAGACCACACUACUGGGGUAGGCUACUACAUGUAUAUUGAGGCAUCCAACAUGAUGUAUGGACAGAAGGCACGUUUGACUUCAAGAUCAUUAAGAGGGAUUUCGGGAAAACAGUGCUUAACAUUUUUCUAUAAUAUGUUUGGAGCUGGGACUGGAAUAUUAAAUGUUUAUAUGAAAAAGGAAGGUGAUAGUGAAGAGACUCUGCUAUGGAGAAGAAGAGGUGAACAGAGCAUCACCUGGCUAAGGGGCCUGAUAGAAUAUGGCUGUGAUACAUACCAUCAAAUUGUAUUUGAAGCAAUUAGGGGAGUCUCCAUAAGAAGUGACAUUGCUAUAGAUGACAUUGUCUUCCAAGCAGGACCCUGUAUAGAAAUGGAAGACAUGAUUCUGCAUUCAUCAGGGUAUUCUGAAGACCUCAAUGAAAUUGAAUACUGAAUACAUUUUUCUGAUACAGUUGAAGAACUAUGUAAGUUUUAUAUGUGAGGAACUGCACAACUCCAUGGGUUUUUUUAAAAGAAUGAUAAAUACUGUACUGUUUUGAAUAUGUCACUGACAUGUACAGCAGACUCGGAGCACUUCUGCUCUUUGCAUUUGCAACAGAAUUAUUGACUCAGGGCUUUUCAAAUAUUUCUAUUGUAUUAUGUUGUGUUUUGCAUGUGACAUCAAUUAUUACAUAAGGGCUUUCCAUUUUGCACAGAUCAUUCAAAAAUACUUUAGAGCUUUUUUGUAAAUCUUUUUGGCAUAUACGUAAAGAGAAUUAAAAUCUGAUGUGCUAUCUUAAAUCUGCAUUCAGUGAAUGUUUUGGGUUGGGUAGAAAGUGGGUUCUGCUGUUUUUUAUUUUGAGGCUUAUACAUAUUUUGAAAUAAUGAAGUAAAUAGUAUUAGAUGUUAGUAAUACACUGCAGAUUGAAUGCAAUUAUUCAUUAUAACAAAUCUCUCAGAAGAUAUAAUCUCAUACUGGUAAUACUUUAAAUGUUCCAUAUGAAUGCUUUUUUGUUAUUUCUUGCCAGAGCAAUUACAGUAAUGAAUCUAUUUGUCAUCCAUGUGUAUAACAAAUAGACUUCCAUUAAUGUUCCAGUGCAAUUCAGUGUAAGUUAAUGCUUUAUUAAAAUGCAGUGCUGUUGGCUUGCAUGUCUUAGAGACAGCACAUUUUUUAAAAAAUGUAAACAUAGUUAUUUAAAUAAAUUGGUUUAUACAUUCACAUAGAAUAUACUUUUUAUAUGCUGUACCCAACCACAACUGAUUUUCAUUUAUGUUAAUAAGAAAUUGAGUUCACACAACAUGUUAACUCAUAGGACGUGAUAUGUGUGUUUUUGUAUUCAAGAUUGCUGUUAUAAAAUUA